Molecule: messenger RNA, 1410 nt
Organism: Rotaria socialis
Lineage: Eukaryota; Metazoa; Rotifera; Eurotatoria; Philodinida; Philodinidae
Source: the annotation of a GenBank genome assembly
AUGUUUAAGCGAGUAUUAUUUAUUUUGAACUUAUGUUCGAUUACUUUGUCUUGGUAUUCGUGCCCGUUUAAUGAUGGAUCAUUCAAUAAAACAAUCGUAGACAAGGUCAUAAUCCAAGCUGAAUGCACGUAUUUGACUAGUCCACUUGAAUGGGGUGAAUUUAAUCCAAAUACGUUUGAUGGUUUGUACUAUAAUUCAACAAAAUCGAUUCCACUCACUGAUCUGCACAUGAAACGCUUGUUUUUACUAAAUUUACCGCCACGAAAUACUUCAACAGUGAAACAUAUAAUCAACUAUUGGCUUCUCGAUGGUGCUGGCGGUUCUCAAUUUUUAAUGGAAUCAUUUGGAAUAUCUAUGUUGAAACAAAUUAUUUUGAAUCAUUACCAUGAGAAGUAUCAUCAGGCGCAUCCAAUUAUGUAUUUAUUUCAGUACAGAGGAGCGGGAUUAAGUAAACCAUCGAUUCACUGUCAUACGGCGACAACUUGGAUUGAUUAUGCACAAGAACUAAUUCAAACCACAAUGCCAACAUCAGUGAAUGAAUCAUUGAGAAUAAUUCAUGCAAUGUCAAAUCAAAAUAUUGCUCAAGAUUUACAAUACCAAAUUCAAUAUUCAAUUAAUCAAUCACAAACGAUAUGUCCAACAUCAACUUAUAUAUAUGGGCUAAGUCAAGGUACAGGUAUUAUUCAAUAUUAUCUAUCAAUUCAAUCGAUCAAUGUUCAAUUACAACAAAUCAACGGAAUAAUUCUCGACGGGGUUUUGUCAAUAACAAAGGGCGAUAUGUUUGAAAAUCAAAUAAAAUCGGUAAGCAAUCGAUUUUAUAUGUACCUAUCAAAAUGUCAAAAUAAUAUUCAAUGUUUGAAAGCCUUCAAUCUUGUUACUGGUACCAAUCAAGAUAUUAUAGGUGUAACAUUAACAUUGCAAAUGCUCUUUUUGACAAAUAUGACUAAUCCUCUCUGUACGACUAACUUGGGAUUGAAUAGUUGGAUGUUAUUUUCUCUGGUUGCCAGUCAAGGCAUCGAACUUAUUACUACUCGGCCUCUUGCCGCCAUUCUCAUUGCUCGUGUAUAUCGUUGUUCUACGGAAGAUCAACGAUUUUUAUCUCAUGGGUUGCCAAUUUUGAUUGCAAUGGCUCAACAAUCCUUCUUUCCACAAUUGAUCGAUCCACCCUCUAGGUAUCCAGCUGAUGGCAUGGUUAUAAGCAUUGUAACAGUGUGGAGUGACUUUGUUGGCUUCACUUUGGAGGAAAGUGUCAAAACAAAUCCGAAUUUUUACAAUGAUUUUUGCAUUAAUGUCGAUGUUGCCAAUGCAUUUUCGUUGGCACCACUUGGUCCAAUGCCAAUUUGUCGUGAAACACAAAUAUCAAAAUAUAAUUAUUCUGUACCGUCAGUAUUUCGAGAUAUUUUGCAUUAA